AGAUAGACGUGCACAUGUUGGCUUGUGUUAUAUCAGGCCACAGUGAGAGACUCGAUGCACUAAAUUCAGCUGCUAUAAUAGGUUCCCGCUAAGCGGUACCAUCGGCCCGGGCCUUCAUAUUCUUCCUCCCGACGAUCAUGGCUCCUCGUCUCUGCGCACUCUGUGACAAUGCCCGGGCAAUCCUCAAGCGUCCAAAGACUGGACAACAGAUCUGCAAAGAGUGUUUCUUCUAUGUGUUCGAAACAGAAGUACACAAUACCAUUACACAGGCUGGUCUCUUUCAUCCAGGAGACCGUAUAGCUAUUGGUGCUUCUGGUGGUAAAGAUUCCACCGUCCUAGCUCAUGUUAUGAAAACUCUAAAUGACCGGUAUGACUGUGGGCUUGAGCUGUUCCUCUUGUCUAUCGAUGAAGGCAUAACGGGAUACCGAGAUGACUCCCUAGAGACUGUAAAACGAAAUCAACAGCAAUAUGAUAUGCCUCUCAAAAUUCUAUCGUACGAUGAACUCUACGGAUGGACAAUGGACCGCAUCGUCUCACAAAUUGGGAAGAAGAAUAACUGUACAUUUUGUGGUGUAUUCAGACGGCAAGCACUAGACAGGGGAGCUUCGAUGCUACAUGUCGAUCAUAUCGUCACUGGUCAUAACGCAGAUGACAUUGCUGAGACCGUCUUAAUGAAUAUCAUGCGAGGCGACAUCGCUCGUCUAGGGCGAUGCACACUCAUCUGCACUCAAGGGGAGGAUACUAUCAAGCGAUCCAAACCCUUUAAAUACGCAUACGAGAAAGAAAUCGUGAUGUACGCAUAUUUCAAGAAACUCGAUUACUUCUCUACCGAAUGCAUUUAUUCUCCUGAUGCCUAUCGCGGCCAUGCGAGAGUGUUUCUGAAGGAUCUAGAAGCUGCUCGACCAAGUGCUAUCAUCGAUAUCAUUCACUCAGGAGAGGCAUUUGAGGUGAAGAAUGAGGUGAAAGCAACACAGAAGGCGCAGCAAACUUGCAAGAGAUGUGGUUAUAUGUCAAGUAACGAGUUAUGCAAGGCUUGCACUUUGCUUGAGGGUCUGGAGCGCGGAAUGGCGAACGCCGGAAUCACUGAUCGUGCUCGCAAGAAGCUCGACGCUGAAGGACCGGCGCCAGAAAACCUUCGGACGAUACCCAUGUUUCAUUUACCCAGCAGCAGUAGUACUGGCCCUUCCACCCCAAUUUCGCUAGAGGCGCCCGCGUGACAUUGUUAUAACCGUCUGAAUGUUUUUCUCGCUCAUAAGACGUAGAUGUCCAUAUAUCAGGUCGCCAGUGUUCCAAGAAGUGUAUCGAUAGUGAUUAUGUAUAAUAUCUAAGUGUAAGCAUUAUGUACCAUUUCAGAUGUCCUCUGGGUGUGCAGAAAACAAAGAAAAGCAUGGAGC
Messenger RNA from Somion occarium, 1394 nucleotides. Lineage: Eukaryota; Fungi; Basidiomycota; Agaricomycetes; Polyporales; Cerrenaceae. The record is from the annotation of a GenBank genome assembly.